GGAGUGGAGGGCGUGUGCGCGCGCGUGUGCCGGGGCCGGGGGGCCCGGCCGCCAUAUUGGAUCCGGACUCGUCCGCAAGCCUCCGCCUGUGUGCGGCGGGACUGGAGGAGCCUCGCGGAGCCCAGGGCGCGAGCGCGAGAGGAGAGGGAAGGCGGGGGAGGGCUGGAAGGGAGAGGAAGGGAGUGGUUGGGAGCCGGGCUGCCGCAGCCUCUGGUCUCCUCAGCCGCGGAAGCGACCCCUCCUCCUGCGCCUCGGCCGCCUCCCUCCUCGCUGAGGAAAGAUGCCCUUAGCCCAGGGGUGUGAAGAAGGGGGAGAAGUAGCUGCCAGAGCCGCCCGCGCCGCCGCCGCAGCUGCUGCCGCUUGUGUCCUUUGAAUUCAGAGAAGCACCCCCCACCCCCGCCUGGGGUGUCGGGAGCCUCCGGCGCGGCGGCCGCGGUGCGGGUGUGGGGGAGACCGGGCUCUCCGCCCGGCGCGGCGCUGCUCGGCCCACGAGCGACCACCGACAUGGAGUGGGCUCGGGCGGCCAAGUAGCCGCUUCUCCGGAGCCCGGUGCCAGUGCCGCCCGCAGCCCGCCUUCCACCCCCGGCCGCGCCGCCGGUCAGGCCCUAGGGUGAAGCCGGGAGGAAAAUGAAGAGUUUUCACCGGAAUCCGUUGAAAAUAGGACUGACUGCAAAGCCUUAAAAAAGAAGGACCUAGGGAGCAGAAACGAAAAGCCACCUCCGGGCAAGACUUGGCGUGCUCCGAGCCGAGGGGCUGCUUCAGGGACCUCGCCCCCUCCCUUUCCCGCUGGAGGAAUUGCCGCUGAUGCAUUAUCCAAGUGGUGGUUGGGAGGAUUUGCAGCAACAUUUUUGGUUUUCCCUCCCCCUUCUAUGCAUUCUGUUUUUUUCCUCCCUUUUCUGUUUUUCUUCUUCCCGGGAAGUGAAUUGCUGAUGCAAAUCGGACUUUACUCAUUAAUGAUGCAACCGGAUUCGUUUCAGGAUUACGUUGCACGAGUUGAAUUUUGAAUGAAGGAGAAGAGUUUUUUGUGUGUUUUUUUUAAGAAGUGUUGACUCUCUAGUUCGUUGUACUUUUAAUUAUUAUUUUAUUUAAAUAUACGACUUAAUUGUAUUCUUUUAAAAAUGCAUUAAGUAUAUAUUUUAUGGUAAUUUACCCUCAAAAUAUAUGUAUAUGGAUGAAAUUGAAGACGCUUCAGUUAAGUGAGGUUACUGGUGUGUUGGAUGUUUAAUUCAGCACCAGCAUUGCAUGACAGUUGUUUGAAUAACAAGUGGUUUAUUUUUAAAACCAUACCUUUUAAAAUUUAGGUUCAGAUAAUAGUAAAAGUCAUCAUAAUAAUUUAAAGGAAAACCAGCAGAAAUCGAAGCAAACAUGUCUGGAGAAGUGCGUUUGAGGCAGUUGGAGCAGUUUAUUUUGGACGGGCCCGCUCAGACCAAUGGGCAGUGCUUCAGUGUGGAGACGUUACUGGAUAUACUCAUCUGCCUUUAUGAUGAAUGCAAUAAUUCUCCAUUGAGAAGAGAGAAGAACAUUCUCGAAUACCUAGAAUGGGCUAAACCAUUUACUUCUAAAGUGAAACAAAUGCGAUUACAUAGAGAAGACUUUGAAAUAUUAAAGGUGAUUGGUCGAGGAGCUUUUGGGGAGGUUGCUGUAGUAAAACUAAAAAAUGCAGAUAAAGUAUUUGCCAUGAAAAUAUUGAAUAAAUGGGAAAUGUUGAAAAGAGCUGAGACAGCAUGUUUUCGUGAAGAAAGGGAUGUAUUAGUGAAUGGAGACAAUAAAUGGAUUACAACCUUACACUAUGCUUUCCAGGAUGACAAUAACUUAUACCUGGUUAUGGAUUAUUAUGUUGGUGGGGAUUUGCUUACUCUGCUCAGCAAAUUUGAAGAUAGAUUGCCUGAAGAUAUGGCUCGAUUUUACUUGGCUGAGAUGGUGAUAGCAAUUGACUCAGUUCAUCAGCUACAUUAUGUACACAGAGACAUUAAACCUGACAAUAUACUGAUGGAUAUGAAUGGACAUAUUCGGUUAGCAGAUUUUGGUUCUUGUCUGAAGCUGAUGGAAGAUGGAACGGUUCAGUCCUCAGUGGCUGUAGGAACCCCAGAUUAUAUCUCUCCUGAAAUCCUUCAAGCCAUGGAAGAUGGAAAAGGCAGAUAUGGACCUGAAUGUGACUGGUGGUCUUUGGGGGUCUGUAUGUAUGAAAUGCUUUACGGAGAAACACCAUUUUAUGCAGAAUCUCUGGUGGAGACAUAUGGAAAAAUCAUGAAUCACAAAGAGAGGUUUCAGUUUCCAGCCCAAGUGACUGAUGUGUCUGAAAAUGCUAAGGAUCUUAUUCGAAGGCUCAUUUGUAGCAGAGAACAUCGACUUGGUCAAAAUGGAAUAGAAGACUUUAAGAAACACCCAUUUUUCAGUGGAAUUGAUUGGGAUAAUAUUCGGAACUGUGAAGCACCUUAUAUUCCAGAAGUUAGUAGCCCAACAGAUACAUCGAAUUUUGAUGUAGAUGAUGAUUGUUUAAAAAAUUCUGAAACGAUGCCCCCACCAACACAUACUGCAUUUUCUGGCCACCAUCUGCCAUUUGUUGGUUUUACAUAUACUAGUAGCUGUGUACUUUCUGAUCGGAGCUGUUUAAGAGUUACGGCUGGUCCCACCUCACUGGAUCUUGAUGUUAAUGUUCAGAGGACUCUAGACAACAACUUAGCAACUGAAGCUUAUGAAAGAAGAAUUAAGCGCCUUGAGCAAGAAAAACUUGAACUCAGUAGAAAACUUCAAGAGUCAACACAGACUGUCCAAGCUCUGCAGUAUUCAACUGCUGAUGGUCCACUAACAGCAAGCAAAGAUUUAGAAAUAAAAAACUUAAAAGAAGAAAUUGAAAAACUAAGGAAACAAGUAACAGAAUCAAGUCAUUUGGAACAGCAACUUGAAGAAGCUAAUGCUGUGAGGCAAGAACUAGAUGAUGCUUUUAGACAAAUCAAGGCUUAUGAAAAACAAAUCAAAACGUUACAACAAGAAAGAGAAGAUCUAAAUAAGGAACUAGUCCAGGCUAGUGAGCGAUUAAAAAACCAAUCCAAAGAGCUGAAAGACGCACACUGUCAGAGGAAACUGGCCAUGCAGGAAUUCAUGGAGAUCAAUGAGCGGCUAACAGAAUUGCACACCCAAAAACAGAAACUUGCUCGCCAUGUCCGAGAUAAGGAAGAAGAGGUGGACCUAGUGAUGCAAAAAGUUGAAAGCUUAAGGCAAGAACUGCGCAGAACAGAAAGAGCCAAAAAAGAGCUGGAAGUUCAUACAGAAGCUCUAGCUGCUGAAGCAUCUAAAGACAGGAAACUACGUGAACAGAGUGAGCACUAUUCUAAGCAACUGGAAAAUGAAUUGGAGGGACUGAAGCAAAAACAAAUUAGUUACUCACCAGGAGUAUGCAGCAUAGAACAUCAGCAAGAGAUAACCAAACUAAAGACUGAUUUGGAAAAGAAAAGUAUCUUUUAUGAAGAAGAAUUAUCUAAAAGAGAAGGAAUACAUGCAAAUGAAAUAAAAAAUCUUAAGAAAGAAUUGCAUGAUUCAGAAGGUCAGCAACUUGCUCUCAACAAAGAAAUUAUGAUUUUAAAAGACAAAUUGGAAAAAACCAGAAGAGAAAGUCAAAGUGAAAGGGAAGAAUUUGAAAGUGAGUUCAAACAACAGUAUGAACGAGAAAAAGUGUUGUUAACUGAAGAAAAUAAAAAGCUGACGAGUGAACUUGAUAAGCUUACUACUUUGUAUGAGAACUUAAGUAUACACAACCAGCAGUUAGAAGAAGAGGUUAAAGAUCUAGCAGACAAGAAAGAAUCAGUUGCACAUUGGGAAGCCCAAAUCACAGAAAUAAUUCAGUGGGUCAGCGAUGAAAAGGAUGCACGAGGGUAUCUUCAGGCCUUAGCUUCUAAAAUGACUGAAGAAUUGGAGGCAUUAAGAAAUUCCAGCUUGGGUACACGAGCAACAGAUAUGCCCUGGAAAAUGCGUCGUUUUGCGAAACUGGAUAUGUCAGCUAGACUGGAGUUGCAGUCGGCUCUGGAUGCAGAAAUAAGAGCCAAACAGGCCAUCCAAGAAGAGUUGAAUAAAGUUAAAGCGUCUAAUAUCAUAACAGAAUGUAAACUAAAAGAUUCAGAGAAGAAGAACUUGGAACUACUCUCAGAAAUCGAACAGCUGAUAAAGGACACUGAAGAGCUUAGAUCUGAAAAGGGUAUAGAGCACCAAGACUCACAGCAUUCUUUCUUGGCAUUUUUGAAUACGCCUACCGAUGCUCUGGAUCAAUUUGAAGAUUCCUUUUCUUCUUCCUCAUCUUCACUGAUUGAUUUUUUGGAUGACCGCUCUCCAUCCUGUACUCCAGCUAGCAAAGGCAGACGUACUGAUCCCGUUGAGAACACAUAUGUAUGGAACCCGAGCGUCAAGUUUCACAUCCAGUCACGGUCCACAUCUCCUUCCACAUCUAGUGAAGCUGAGCCAGUUAAGACUGUAGACUCCACUCCACUUUCAGUUCACACACCAACCUUAAGGAAAAAAGGAUGUCCUGGUUCAACUGGCUUUCCACCUAAGCGCAAGACUCACCAGUUUUUUGUAAAAUCUUUUACUACUCCUACCAAGUGUCAUCAGUGUACCUCCUUGAUGGUGGGUUUAAUAAGACAGGGCUGUUCAUGUGAAGUGUGUGGAUUCUCAUGCCAUAUAACUUGUGUAAACAAAGCUCCAACCACUUGUCCAGUUCCUCCUGAACAAACAAAAGGUCCCCUGGGUAUAGAUCCUCAGAAAGGAAUAGGAACAGCAUAUGAAGGUCAUGUCAGGAUUCCUAAGCCAGCUGGAGUGAAGAAAGGGUGGCAGAGAGCACUGGCUAUAGUGUGUGACUUCAAACUCUUUCUGUAUGAUAUUGCUGAAGGAAAAGCAUCUCAGCCCAGUGUUGUCAUUAGUCAAGUGAUUGACAUGAGGGAUGAAGAAUUUUCUGUGAGUUCAGUCUUGGCUUCUGAUGUUAUCCAUGCAAGUCGGAAAGAUAUACCCUGUAUAUUUAGGGUCACAGCUUCCCAGCUCUCAGCAUCUAAUAACAAAUGUUCAAUCCUGAUGCUAGCAGACAGUGAAAAUGAGAAGAGUAAGUGGGUGGGAGUGCUGAGUGAAUUGCACAAGAUUUUGAAGAAAAACAAAUUCAGAGACCGCUCAGUCUAUGUUCCCAAAGAGGCUUAUGACAGCACUCUACCCCUCAUUAAAACAACCCAGGCAGCCGCAAUCAUAGAUCAUGAAAGAAUUGCUUUGGGAAACGAAGAAGGGUUAUUUGUUGUACAUGUCACCAAAGAUGAAAUUAUUAGAGUUGGUGACAAUAAGAAGAUUCAUCAGAUUGAACUCAUUCCAAAUGAUCAGCUUGUUGCUGUGAUCUCAGGACGAAAUCGUCAUGUACGACUUUUUCCUAUGUCAGCAUUGGAUGGGCGAGAGACCGAUUUUUACAAGCUGGCAGAAACUAAAGGGUGUCAAACCAUAACUUCUGGAAAGGUGCGCCAUGGAGCUCUCACUUGCCUGUGUGUGGCUAUGAAAAGGCAGGUCCUCUGUUAUGAACUAUUUCAGAGCAAGACCCGUCACAGAAAAUUUAAGGAAAUUCAAGUCCCAUAUAAUGUCCAGUGGAUGGCAAUCUUCAGUGAACAACUCUGUGUGGGAUUCCAGUCAGGAUUUCUAAGAUACCCCUUGAAUGGAGAAGGAAGUCCAUACAGUAUGCUCCAUUCAAAUGACCAUACACUAUCAUUUAUUGCACAUCAACCAAUGGAUGCUAUCUGCGCAGUUGAGAUCUCCAGUAAAGAAUAUCUGCUGUGUUUUAACAGCAUUGGGAUAUACACUGACUGCCAGGGCCGAAGAUCUAGACAACAGGAAUUGAUGUGGCCAGCAAAUCCUUCCUCUUGUUGUUACAAUGCACCAUAUCUCUCGGUGUACAGUGAAAAUGCAGUUGAUAUCUUUGAUGUGAACUCCAUGGAAUGGAUUCAGACUCUUCCUCUCAAAAAGGUUCGACCCUUAAACAAUGAAGGAUCAUUAAACCUUUUAGGGUUGGAGACCAUUAGAUUAAUAUAUUUCAAAAAUAAGAUGGCAGAAGGGGACGAACUGGUAGUUCCUGAAACAUCAGAUAAUAGUCGGAAACAAAUGGUUAGAAAUAUUAACAAUAAGCGGCGUUAUUCCUUCAGAGUCCCAGAAGAGGAAAGGAUGCAGCAGAGGAGGGAAAUGCUACGAGAUCCAGAAAUGAGAAAUAAAUUAAUUUCUAAUCCAACUAAUUUUAACCACAUAGCACACAUGGGUCCUGGAGAUGGAAUACAGAUCCUGAAAGACCUGCCCAUGCCAGGUUUCCCUUAUCCAUCCCCUCAUCAUCACUCCGGUCUGAUCUCCUCUCCGAUCAACUUUGAACACAUCUAUCACAUGACUGUUAAUUCUGCUGAAAAAUUUCUCUCUCCUGAUUCCAUAAACCCUGAAUAUUCCCCGUCUCUACGCUCUGUCCCUGGUACACCAAGCUUUAUGACUCUGAGGAACCCUCGGCCUCAGGAAAGUCGGACAGUAUUCAGUGGCUCAGUCAGUAUUCCAUCUAUCACCAAAUCCCGCCCUGAGCCAGGCCGCUCCAUGAGUGCUAGCAGUGGCUUGUCAGCAAGGUCAUCCGCACAGAAUGGCAGCGCAUUAAAGAGGGAAUUCUCUGGAGGAAGCUACAGUGCCAAGCGGCAGCCCAUGCCCUCCCCAUCAGAGGGCUCUUUGUCAUCCGGAGGCAUGGACCAAGGAAGUGAUGCCCCAGCGAGGGACUUUGAUGGAGAGGACUCUGACUCUCCAAGGCAUUCCACAGCUUCCAACAGUUCCAACCUAAGCAGCCCCCCAAGCCCAGUUUCACCCCGAAAGACCAAGAGCCUCUCCCUGGAGAGCACUGACCGCGGGAGCUGGGACCCGUGAGCUGCCUCAGCAUGGGGACCUCUCGCUCUCCGCUCCCUGCCACUCGCCUCCUCUCACUUUCAUCUCUUCCCUCCACCUCGGCCUGAAAGCCACCAGGGGCUGGCAGCAGUAGCAGGACGGGGAUUCAGGAGUUCUGACGACACAACUCUCAGAUCCACGCCCCCAGCCUAACAGCAACAACAAAGACAGACUUUCCGUAGCAGCUUAGAUUAACGUUGAUUUCGUUCCAUGCACUUAGAGUUGCUUUCAGUAACAUUUUACCCCUACUCCCAAAGGUAGCUUAAAUAGACAGAUUACACAAAUGUAAGUGAUAAGAAUAAGAUUAGACAGAUUUUGCUUUCACAGUAGAGUCUCAUUAUAGUCCUAAAAUAGCUCAUGGGCUUCUCCGCAUCCAGAAGGGAGAAUCCGUCCCUGGAGUGGCUCACUAAGCUCUUAAUCAGCAACCACAGUGAGUAUCAACCUGAUUGUUGCCAGGAAAUCCUUAUGAAUUAAAACAAUGCAUAUUUUACUACAGUACAGAGUUUAAAUGAAUACAUAAAUGUAGAAGUACUGAAUGUAUAUAUUUAAAAGGAGCCUCUUGUAUUCAACAAAAGAUGGAUGCAUAUAUAAGAGAGAUGAUUUAAUUUAAAGAAAUAUGUUGUUUCUUUUCUGUUUCCCAGCUAAGUAAUGUAAAGGGUGGAAAGGCCUCAAGCUCACAUUUUUAGAGGGAGAGCGAGAGAAAUCAGUUCCCUUUAUUGCCCUGUCCUCAAACUGGUCAUAGGCUCUAGUCACCUGGGGAGCUUUAGAAAACAUUUGCAGACCCUGGUUUUGCUGGUUUGGGGUGUGCCCUGGGCACCAGAGCUUUAACAUUUGAAACCACUUCAGCAGCAGCAGCAAAAGGCAAACUCAUCUCUACCCAAGAUGUUUCUUUUCCUAGUGGAAUUUGAACACUUCUCACUUUUUAUUGUAUUUUAUCUUCUGCAGAUAAAUGUAGAAAUACACGAUUCUGUCACCUCUGAUCCCUUCCAUCUGAAAGGGUACAAGGAGUGUUGUAGCUUCUGAAGGUGCAGAAAACGAUUUCUAAAAAUGCUUUUAUUCCUGGGCUAAUCCUGUCCCCUCCCUAAGUCACAGUGAGGAGUCCGUCCCAGGGCUGGAGACGCUUCCCAAGGAGGAGUCUGUUUUGUUGAGAGUGGGCGUGAGCUUCUUCAGAUAAGCCUGGGGAAGGAAGAAAAAAAGGCUUUCAUUACCAAACAAUGUAAAACCUCAACAGCAAGGGCUUGAACAGCCUUAACCAAAUAUUAUUCCCCAUAGCCAGUGGAAAAUGGAUGUGACAACCCCAGUGCGCAGGCCAGAGUGAGCCCAGCACGGCGCUCGGACUGGCUUCCGCUCUCAGGUGCUGGAUUGUGGGGUUAGUGGCAUUUCCAGCUGGAUUCCUCCUGUUGUAGUUGCCAUAAGGAAAUGAGAUGCAGAAUCAGAAGGAUCUAUUUCUACAGAAUUGUUCACCAGUUAAGCACAUGAGUAGAGAAAGAGAUAAAAAUAAAAGUAUCUCAUGAAGGAAAGAGAUUUUGCCUCUCUUUUACUUUUCACCUAAGUUUCUCUGAGAAAUAGAGACAGGAUUCUCUCUUUAAAAUUCAGUGAAAAUGAAGAAAGUUUUCCUGCAGUUGCUAACCUGAGUUGCAGUGUUUAAGGCCAUCAUUUCACUGCUGCUGUCUGUGACUCCACCUCUGUGUCACUGGCAGCAGCCCGUGCUGGCCUGCGGCAUGUGCAGGGAGCUGAGGCUGUUUCCAGGUGAUGCUGCUGUGUGGAGAAGGUUCUGAGAUGCAGUGAGGGAAGAAAGGAUCCUGCUGGGGAUUCCAUUGUAAGCGCCUAUAAUCGGGAAUUUUCAUAUAACAGCUUUGACAUUUAAACAUUCUGAGUUUGGUGCCGGCUCAGAUUUGAUUAUAUUUUAUUUUGGAUGGGUGUAAUUCACAGCACAGUUCUAAUCUCCCACAUCUUUCUGCUUUUUAGAAUGAAGUAUAAAAAUACUUUUGUCACCUGAAUACCAAGGGUCGGCCCUUUAGUUGGAUCAUUGUCAUAUGACUUGGUAGAUCCUUGUCCUCAGCAGUUCACGUGAGAGAAGGGAGUCAGCUAGCAGGCCCCCUGCCUGGUGCUCGUGACCAGCUCGCACCCCUUCUGUCCACCUUCCUCUCCUCUCCUCCCCACUCUCCCCACCCUCCUCUCCUCUCCUCCUCACUCUCCCCCCACCCUCCCCUCCUCUCCUCCUCACUCUCCCCACCCCCCCCCCGCCUUCCUCUUCUUCCCUUUCCCCUUGCCUUCUCCUCUCUCCCUUCUCUUCUCAGGCAGGGAGGAGGCCAUCCCAAGCCGAGAUUAACAGGACUUGACAUAAGCCAUUAGUUUGUAGCUUUGACAAGUAAUUAUGAAUUUUUGUUGCCUAUAGGUGCUUAUUUUCCAAAGGAUGCUUUUAGGAUCAAAAUAAUAACCCUACCUAAAGUCUAGGCUCCACUGCAAUGGGUCAUACUCUUCAGCCUCCCAACAGGGCAGAUGAGAGAGAGCUACUGAGGCUUGUCUUGGUUGCCAGGCUAACUGGACGGCUUCUCCAUAUUCACCCCAUGGAUUGCACCAUGGCGCUCUUUGAUUUUUCCACUGCAAUGGCAAGUAAUCUCAUCAGUCAUAAUAGAGCAGUCCCGGAUGUGUGCAGAUUCUAAAAGCAGGGCUUUAGGGGUAAUAGUUUUGGGGAGGGUUUUCCCAAAAUAACGGUCAUCCUCCUGGGUUUAUCCCACCCUUAAAUAUGAAGCCUGUUACCUCCAGAAGCUUCUGAGAAGAAUGAUGUGAAAAGACAGGGAGAGGGUUCCAGGGAAAGAAAACAUUAUGACCAUUCAGAGGAGUCAGUAGCAAAGUUCACAGAUGAAGUAUUUUAUUACUAUCUGAAGUUAUCUUUUGUUUUCAUGCAGGACAUUUUAAAAAUGUGUAUGGCAGCAGAAACUUGUUUCUCAAUAGAAAAAAUACAUUCAGAGGCAUUUCUGGGAUAGUCUAUCUGCGUUAGUAUUUGGUGCUAUCUAUGUCCAGCCAAGUUAUCUACCCUCGAAUUCUGACUAAUCAUGUUUUGUGCUUUGGGUAUUUAAAAUUACAUACAUAUAUAUUAUUUCUUUUUGCCAAAAACAAAAGUCUUGCUCCUUGUCAAAUGAUCGCUAAAGUAGAUCUUACAUUUUUUGUUAUUAUGUAUGUAUUUAUACACACCCCCAACACACUUAGUGAUUUCUGUUAUUUCCUAGGGAGCACAGCUUUAAGGCUAUGAGAUACAACUAAAAGGAGCCCAUCUAUUUGGUUUUCCAGCCAAUUAUUGUACCCACACUUCAGGGGAGAAUCUGAAAUUCCUGUCAUGUUUACAGCAACAAUCUAUCAUUCCUGGCUGGCUGUCAGUCUCUCUCCUUCCAUAGGUUAGAAUUAUGUCAUUUUGUUACUUAGUGGCCACAUCUAUUUCUGAGAAAGACUGGUUACAUUUAUGUGGCAUCUCAGGUAUCAUUAAGGAAAAGCCAGAGCAGGGGUGAGCAGAGGUCAAAACCACAGACGCAGCAGGGCCAUUUGCCGCCUUUGGCCGGGAUCACAACCACUGCAGUCUCCCAGCAGGUGGGCCUUGCCAAGCCUAAGGCUCCCCAUCCAGUCUAGACAGAGGGGCGCUCAGAGCAGACUUUGCCGUAGCCCAUGUCUGGUGAGCACAACAGGGAAUGAAUUGGGCACUCCACUUCCCCUCUCUCUGGCCCAGCCCUGAACUAGAUGAGCUGCAUUUCAUGGAGCCCAUUUUAAAACCUCUUUCCUUAUGACUUUAAUUGUUAGUCAAGUCCAGAGUUCUCUGUGCACUUCUUCUAGAUAAGGAGUGCAAGCCCCGCCCCCCAGCACUGGCAGCACGCUGGGCCCUUCCCACACAGGACACCAUGCAGUUCCGGGGGAAGCUGACUCAAAUCAACCUUGAAAUCUCAUGAAAACAAAAUGACUUGCCUUUUUAUUUGAUAGUGUAAUAUCAUUCAUUUUAUAAAUUUUUUAGGGUUUUUCUCGUUGUAAUAUUGUACAGUUUUGCAUGGCCUGAUGUGAUCAUUUUUUGGUUAGAAUAUAAUGCUGACAAAUGUGUAUGGAGGGGAAGAUACUGCUUUAGCCUAUCACUCCUUAUUUUAUUUUGUUUGGUUUUAUGCCCUCAGUGUCCUAGGGAACUUUAUAAGAGAUCCUCUGCUACCAAACAAUGAUGUGGAUUCUUUUGCACAGAAAUAUUUAAGGUGGGAUAGUAAAAAAUGUCACAAAAGACUCCUCACCAAUAUUUUAUGUUGAUAUCACUUAAUAUUAACCAGACUUUGCUGUAUUGCAAUAAACAGAGAACUGUUA
Pongo pygmaeus (Bornean orangutan) is the source of this 11256-nucleotide messenger RNA. It is a transcript of the gene CDC42BPA, whose product is annotated as CDC42 binding protein kinase alpha. The coding region runs from base 1366 to 6903 and encodes 1845 amino acids. Gene Ontology annotation, molecular function: ATP binding; protein serine/threonine kinase activity. The transcript is spliced from 40 exons. Gene Ontology annotation, cellular component: cytoskeleton; cytoplasm; actomyosin. Lineage: Eukaryota; Metazoa; Chordata; Mammalia; Primates; Hominidae. Gene Ontology annotation, biological process: peptidyl-threonine phosphorylation; actomyosin structure organization. The record is from RefSeq and is a predicted model, not a curated record.